CACUAAGUUGUAUUAAAACGUAUAUUAGUGGUCAACUGAAGCUGCCAACCUGACCAGACCAAAACCCUUUGUUGUUUUAUGUAAAUUUUUUAGGGCAAUUGCAAUUGCAGAUCGUUGAUCAUUGAGAUCAUUGAUUGAAUGGCUCGGGCAGGAGGAAUAACCAAUGCGGUAAACGUAGGCAUAGCAGUUCAAGCCGAUUGGGAGAAUCGCGAGUUCAUUUCUCAUAUCUCCCUCAACGUUCGCCGCCUCUUCGAUUUCCUUGUUCAAUUUGAGGCUACGACAAAGAGCAAAUUGGCCACAUUGAAUGAAAAGCUUGAUACUUUGGAACGUAGACUUGAACUUCUUGAAGUCCAAGUGGGUACAGCCUCAGCUAACCCUUCUCUUUUUUCAAAUUAAACAACCUUUGCCCUUGUACUUCUACUACUACAUUGCCUCAUUUCUAUUGAUCUCUGUAAACCCAGUUUCGAAGUAUUAUUGUAUUUCUUCUCUUUUUUGUUAAAUUAUUCGAUUUUUAAUGUUUUAGCUACCAUUCAGCUACUGUCUUGUCUGCAUAUAUUUACAUAUGUACAAUAAUAAAUAAGCUGGCCUUCGUUUCAUGUUA
Messenger RNA from Humulus lupulus (European hop), 601 nucleotides. RefSeq names its product protein BRICK 1. The record is from RefSeq and is a predicted model, not a curated record. The transcript is spliced from 2 exons. NCBI's taxonomy places the organism in Eukaryota, Viridiplantae, Streptophyta, Magnoliopsida, Rosales, Cannabaceae. Gene Ontology annotation, biological process: actin filament organization; regulation of actin polymerization or depolymerization; cell motility. Gene Ontology annotation, molecular function: protein-containing complex binding. Gene Ontology annotation, cellular component: SCAR complex. Bases 139 to 396 code for a protein of 85 amino acids.